Molecule: messenger RNA, 3393 nt
Organism: Piliocolobus tephrosceles (Ugandan red Colobus)
Lineage: Eukaryota; Metazoa; Chordata; Mammalia; Primates; Cercopithecidae
Gene: FGD3
Product: FYVE, RhoGEF and PH domain containing 3
Exons: 19
Coding region: 442-2742 (766 amino acids)
Biological process (GO): cytoskeleton organization; filopodium assembly
Cellular component (GO): cytoplasm
Molecular function (GO): metal ion binding; guanyl-nucleotide exchange factor activity
Source: RefSeq, a predicted model, not a curated record
GCCUGGAGGAAAGUGCUCAUACCUAAAAAGGCGGUUCCUUGUGGUGAAGGAGCAAAGAAAGUUCCUGCUGCCCCAGGACACUCUAGAAAAAGUCUGACAGAGUACUUCCUAAAUGGCUCUACUUUGAACCUGCUGGGCAAGGAAAAGAUUUUCAAGGAAACCAUCUACCGUGUGCGAGCCCUGCAGGCCAAUCCCAGACCCCAGCGCGGAGCCCGGCGCCUGUGCCGGCCAAUCCCAGACCCCAGCGCGGAGCCAGGCGCCUGUGCCGGCCAAUCCCAGACCCCAGCGCGGAGCCCGGCGCCUGUGCCGGCCAAUCCCAGACCCCAGCGCGGAGCCAGGCGCCUGUGCCUGCCAACCCUCAGCACCCUCCUCGGAGAGGCUGGUGGCAUCAGGAAGCCCCUGGCCAGCCUCCACCUGAGCCCAGUGACCUCAGCUUUAAGGAUGGAGUCAGGCAGGGGGUCCCCAACCCCUCCAGGUCCCAUUGCUGCCCUAGGGGUGCCAGAUACUGGACCUGGCAGUUCCUCCCUGGGGAAGCUCCAAGCGCUCCCUAUCGGGCCCAGGGCCCACUGUGGGGAUUCCGGCAGCCCAGCUGCAGCAGGGGACGGCUCUCUAGACACGGGCCCCGCCGGAGAGCAGAGUGGCAGCUUAAAGAUCCCCAACCGGGACAGCGGGAUCGACAGUCCAUCCUCCAGUGUGGCUGGAGAGAACUUCCCCUGCGAGGAGGGCUUGGAGGCUGGCCCAAGCCCCGCUGUGCUGGGGGCACACCCAGAGAUGACCCUGGACAGCCAAGUCCCGAAGGUCACCCCCCUGGAGGAGGCCGACAGCGACGUGGGUGAGGAACCUGACCCUGAGAACACUCCCCAGAAGGCUGAUGAGGACGCCGGCCUGGCCCAGGAAUUGGCUACCCUGGGAGGGGUAGUCCCUCCAGGCUCAGAAAGGUCCAGAUGUCAGCACAUCAGAACACAGACAACAGAAGGCCUGCACUCUGGCCCGCAGAAGCUUCUCCACAUUGCCCAGGAGCUCCUGCACACCGAGGAGACCUAUGUGAGGCGGCUGCACCUGCUGGACCAGGUUUUCUGCACCAGGCUGACGGAUGCGGGGAUCCCUCCAGAAGUCAUCACGGGCAUAUUCUCUAACAUCUCUUCCAUCCACCGCUUCCACGGGCAGUUCCUGCUGCCGGAGCUGAAGACGCGGAUCACGGAGGAGUGGGACACAAACCCACGGCUCGGGGACAUCCUGCAAAAGCUGGCCCCGUUCCUAAAGAUGUACGGCGAGUACGUUAAGAACUUUGACCGAGCCGUGGGGCUGGUGAGCACGUGGACCCAGCGCUCCCCGCUGUUUAAAGACGUCAUCCACAGCAUCCAGAAGCAGGAGGUGUGUGGAAACCUGACGCUGCAGCACCACAUGCUGGAGCCUGUGCAGAGGGUCCCCCGGUACGAGCUGCUGCUCAAGGACUAUCUGAAGAGGCUCCCGCAGGACGCCCCAGACCGGAAGGAUGCGGAGAGGUCCUUGGAGCUCAUCUCCACAGCCGCCAACCACUCCAAUGCCGCCAUUCGGAAAGUGGAGAAAAUGCACAAGCUCUUGGAGGUGUACGAGCAGCUGGGUGGGGAAGAGGACAUUGUCAACCCGGCCAAUGAGCUGAUCAAGGAGGGCCAAAUCCAGAAGCUGUCAGCCAAGAACGGCACCGCCCAGGACCGCCACCUCUUCCUGUUCAACAGCAUGAUCCUUUACUGUGUGCCCAAGCUGCGGCUCAUGGGCCAGAAGUUCAGCGUCCGGGAGAAGAUGGACAUCUCGGGCCUCCAGGUGCAGGAUAUCGUCAAGCCAAACACAGCACAUACAUUCAUCAUAACGGGAAGAAAAAGGUCCCUGGAGCUGCAGACACGGACAGAGGAAGAGAAGAAAGAAUGGAUUCAGAUCAUCCAGGCCACCAUCGAGAAGCACAAGCAGAACAGUGAGACCUUCAAGGCUUUCGGUGGCGCUUUCAGCCAGGAUGAGGACCCCAGCCUCUCCCCAGACGUGCCUAUCAUGAGCACCAGCCCUCUGGAGCCUGUGGUGACCACAGAAGGCGGUUCGGGUGCAGCAGGGCUCGAGCCCAGAAAACUAUCCUCUAAGACCAGACGUGACAAGGAGAAGCAGAGCUGUAAGAGUUGUGGUGAGACCUUCAACUCCAUCACGAAGAGGAGGCAUCACUGCAAGCUAUGCGGGGCGGUCAUCUGUGGGAAGUGCUCCGAGUUCAAGGCCGAGAACAGCCGCCAGAGCCGGGUCUGCAGAGAGUGUUUCCUGACACAGCCAGUGGCCCCCGAGAGCCCAGGCCCCGAGGCUCCGGCUGAGCCCAAGCAGAGCACAGAGAAGACACCCGCUGCAGAUCCCCAGCCCAGCCUGCUCUGCGGCCCCCUGCGGCUGUCAGACGGUGGUGAGACCUGGAGCGAGGUGUGGGCCGCCAUCCCCACGUCGGAUCCCCAGGUGCUGCACCUGCAGGGAGGCAGCCAGGACAGCCGGCUGCCCCGCACCAUCCCUCUCCCCGGCUGCAAACUGAGUGUGCCGGACCCUGAGGAGAGGCUGGACUCCGGGCACGUGUGGAAGCUGCAGUGGGCCAAGCAAUCCUGGUACCUGAGCGCCCCCUCCGCAGAGCUGCAGCAGCGAUGGCUGGAGACCCUGAGCACUGCUGCCCGUGGGGACACAGCCCAGGACAGCCCGGGGACCCUGCAGCCUCAGGUCCCUAUGGGUACAGCUGCUCCGUGAGCUGAGUCUCCUGCUGCCCUGCACACCACCGCAUUGGGCCUGUGCUCUCCUGGGAGGUGGCGUCGGAGGCCAGAUGAAGACCGCCCUGGACUGCUGAGGGUGGGCCAACGGCCCAGAACUCAGGACACUUGGCUUUGGAGGGAAGGAAACUGAGGCCCAGAGAGGGGGCCACUGGCCAAGGGUCACCCAGCAAGUCUUGGCUAAAAGCCUGGCCUCCAGCCCCAGCAGUGUGGCCCAGAGCAGGGGCCACCUGCCAAAGUAACCAUCAUCCAUACAGGUCGUGUGGUGAUGCUGGCCCAGAAGGCAGAAGGAGGCAGCAUGGGCACUGCCAGGGACAGCCACAUCCGGCCGGUCUGCAGUGUGGUCCACCCCCGCCUCUGCCCAGCCUGUCUACACCGUGUGAGCUGAAUCAUGACUUGCUUCCCAGCUUCCUUCUCUGUCCUCUCCUGAGGUCCUCCCUCCAGCCCCCAGGAGGUGGACCUGCCACGUCCUGGUGGGACUCAUGGUUCCUAAAUAACUGCACUCGGAAGCUCUGCUAGGACUUACCCCAGCCACUGAGUGGCAGAUGCAUGAGAUUUGUGGCUGUUCCUGAUGCUGGUGGCACACAGUGCUUAUCUGCAUAAAUAAACACUGGCCACCGGCAGUGGCGCA